This is a messenger RNA of Cornus florida, 1272 nucleotides long. RefSeq lists its product as uncharacterized. Bases 184 to 945 code for a protein of 253 amino acids. The transcript is spliced from 4 exons. Lineage: Eukaryota; Viridiplantae; Streptophyta; Magnoliopsida; Cornales; Cornaceae. The record is from RefSeq and is a predicted model, not a curated record.
UCAACAUUACAUAAACUCUCUCUCUCUCUCUCUUCUCCAACACCACCUCUCCUCCUCUCCGUCAAUCUCCAUACAUCGCUCUCCUAUCGUUAGGGUUUCGUUUUCUCUCUCUAGAACAAAGGUCAGGCUUCUUCGUUUUCCCUCUCUAGAAUUCCGCACUGGUAGACGAAUGAACAGUCUAUAAUGGCGACUGCUCCGGUGAAGUCUCAACCUCUGCACAAUUUCUCUCUUCCGUUCCUGAAAUGGGGCCACAAGAACCACAUGAACACCAACCAUCGCUACCGUAGGCAGCCGUGUGAGUCGACUCGCGAGUCCACGCCGCCGCCGCCUGCUGCCGACCACCACAACCACCGAUCGUCGCCUUCCGAGCAUGACUCCGACGGCGGUUCCAGGAAUGAGUCGGAGACCGAUAAGCGGAGAUCGCGAACGGUUCGGAACUCCUUCUCAUUCUCGUCCUGCUCAACGCAGAAACAUCAAGCUAUUGAGGCCUCCGGUUUAGAGAGAGAGAGCGACGGAGGUGAUGUGGAGAGAGAGAAGGUCUGCGAUGAGGUCGAUGUCGAGGAAUCGACGGCGAAGCCGUGGAAUCUGAGGCCUAGGAAGGCUGGUGUGAAGUUCGCGAGUGAGAUUGGAAGGGUUUCGAAGAACGGAGAGUUGCCGGAAACGAGUCCUGUGGUUCAGCUGACUGACAAUAUGCCGAAAUCGAUGAGAUUGAGGGGUUUUGUGGAAGGUCAUACCUCUGAGAAGAAGGAGAAGAGGAAGUUCUGGAUCUCGCUCUCUCGUGACGAGAUUGAAGAAGAUGUGUAUUCGAUGACUGGAUCGAGGCCGCCUCGGAGGCCGAAGAAGAGACCCAAGAAUGUGCAGAAGCAACUCGAUAAUGUUUUCCCUGGCUUGUAUUUGGCUGGGGUUUCGGCGGAUGCUUAUCGAGUUUAUGAUGCUAUGAGAUAGAUAUUUGUACACCCAAUAUUGCAAAAUUCUCAAUACGCAGGCAAAGAGGGAAAAAUUAUGGAUCUUGGAAGCAUUUGGAGGUUGGAAGAGCUUGGUUCUGCUACAUUGAGAUCUCAAUUGGAGGUAUAAUGUACUGAAUUGUGUGAAGAGGAAAAGGGAGAACCGAAAUAGAAAGAUGUCUAAUUUACUAUCUUCUGAUUUGUAUUGCAAAUUGGUGCCUCUUAUUGGGGUACAGUAUAGUAGUUUUACUUGUUUGUAGUUGAAGAUGUUAGCAUGAACAUGAACAUGGAUGAAUAGAUAAUUCAGAUGUUUUCGAUUCAAUUGCUA